UAAUAUUUACGGUCAUCCCGGUAGCACCUGACUGACAACAGCUGACAGCCUACACUUCCAGCGGUGCAGCCAUGGAGAAGUUGUCUGUGGUCGUCGUCCUCUCUAUCCUUGUAGCAGUGUAUGCUGAUACCCCAGCUAACUGUACAUACGAAGAUGUGAGAGGAACAUGGGUAUUUUCCGUUGGAUACAGAGGAUACAAUCGCACGGUAGACUGUUCCUCUUUUUCAACUGGUGAAGAGACUUAUGAAGUGACCUUUGACUUUCCUGCCUUGGCUGUUGACCAGUAUGGUAAUGACGGAUUCUGGACUCUCAUUUAUAACCAGGGGUUUGAAUUUGUCAUUGCUGGAAGAAAAUAUUUUGUUUUCUCAAAAUAUGAAACCUCUGGGUCGAAAGUCACCAGCAUCUGUGAUCAGACGAUGCCAGGGUGGUCACAUGACGUGUUUGACAGAAACUGGUCUUGCAUCAUUGGCAAGAAGAGUACCCCUGUCCCACGCAAGACCUAUGAAGACCCACUUGCAACACGUGACCUGAAGCAGAAGUACAGGAAUGACCUUGACCUCAUCAACAAGAUCAACAGCAUGCAGUCAUCAUGGAAGGCACAGGCGUACAAGGAUCAGGAACAGUAUACUGUAGAGGAGAUGAUCAACAGAGCUGGAGGCCCUCGAUCAAGGAUUCUAUCGAGACCUCAUCCUGCCCCAGUGACUGAGGCUGUAGCAAGACAGGCAGGACGCCUGCCAGACUCCUUCGACUGGCGUAACGUGGGCGGCGUUAACUAUGUCUCCCCCAUCAGAAACCAAGGUGCCUGUGGGAGCUGCUAUGCGUUUGCCUCCAUGGCGCUGAAUGAAGCUCGUGUCAACAUCAUGAACAACAACACAGGGAACCCAGUGUUUUCACCCCAGGACAUCGUGGAGUGCAGCGAGUACUCUCAAGGGGGGGGCUUCCCCUAUCUGAUCGGCGGCAAGUACGCUGAGGAUUUCGGACUGGUGGAGGAGGACUGCAACCCCUACAAGGGCAAGGAUGGAUCUUGUUCCACCUUAAAAAGCUGCGGGCGAAGAUACUCCACACGAUAUGAAUAUAUAGGAGGAUACUAUGGAGCAUGUAAUGAAAAACUGAUGAAAAUAGCCCUGGUGGAGAACGGUCCUGUUGCUGUGGGGUUUGAAGUAUACAAAGAUUUCCAGGCCUACAAAGGAGGCAUCUACCACUUCACCGGCGUGACAGGGUCAUACAACCCCUUUGAGAUAACAAACCAUGCAGUACUGGUCGUAGGGUACGGAGCUGACCAAAAGACUGGAGAGAAGUUCUGGUCUGUCAAGAACAGUUGGGGGCCACAGUGGGGAGAAAGCGGCUACUUCCGCAUCCGGCGUGGAACUGAUGAGUGCGGCAUUGAGUCACUAGCCGUGCAAUCCUUCCCCAUAAUGUAAACCCAUUCUUUCCCCCCUCCUUCCCAUCCUGAUUUAGAUGUUUUAUGUUUUUACAAAUAUAUUUAUUUUAAUAAUUAUAACAUUAAAACCCUGUGAUUGCCUUUAUACUUGGAGGAGAUCUCCACUCACUAUAUGUUCACUUUAGACUGGGUAAGUUGUACACAAGAAAUGAGUUGAUGUAUAUAUUUAAUGUAUUUACUAGUCAUGUGAAAGUGCUACUAGUUUAUAAGGACAAGGACCUCAGACUUCAGUGCUUCAGAUUUUGUUGUAUGGAAGAUCAAUCUAUGAAUGAUGCAUAUGUUUAACCAGAUAUUGCCAACGUAUUUUCAUACUUGUAUAUUUUGUAAAAGUGUGGUUCCUGUAUAGUCAUAUUUUUCUAAACAUUCCAUAUUUCAGGAAUUUGUCCUGAAAACAUGCAUGCAACUAACAAGUGAACCAUUGUCCAGUUUUAAAAACCUACUUCAAUGCUAAGUUUUGGGAAGUAGUCAUGUCAUGGUUAUUGAAAUAAACGUGUGUUAGUGACUUCGUACAGGAGUGUCACUCCCCAGAAAAAAAAUAAAAUGACAAUGUAUGAUAUUUUGUCACUAGAAGGUGUUAUCCUAAAGAACACUGAGCCUUUGCCUGUUUUUUUCCAAGUUAAGCACUCAGGGAAUCCCAUAUUUGAUGAUUAUGUCAACACAAAUGUACACGUUAGAUAAAUCGUGCUGCUGUAACAGAUUAAUGUUUUGUCAGUCCUAGACAAUAGCCGUGUUUAAGUGAAUUGCAGUGUGGUUACAGUAUGGGUCUUAACACCCCUACAGACAAAGUAACGACCCAUGCCUUGUAUUUCACGGUUUAUUUACACCACACCAUCAGAAAUGUACAUUCCAGCAUUUGUUAAAGUUUCCAAUAAAUUGGUCCUCAUAUCA
Molecule: messenger RNA, 2329 nt
Organism: Haliotis rubra (blacklip abalone)
Lineage: Eukaryota; Metazoa; Mollusca; Gastropoda; Lepetellida; Haliotidae
Product: dipeptidyl peptidase 1-like
Exons: 9
Coding region: 72-1421 (449 amino acids)
Cellular component (GO): lysosome
Molecular function (GO): cysteine-type endopeptidase activity
Source: RefSeq, a predicted model, not a curated record